Molecule: messenger RNA, 5538 nt
Organism: Sardina pilchardus (European sardine)
Lineage: Eukaryota; Metazoa; Chordata; Actinopteri; Clupeiformes; Clupeidae
Product: zinc finger protein 850-like
Exons: 7
Coding region: 28-5538 (1836 amino acids)
Biological process (GO): negative regulation of transcription by RNA polymerase II
Molecular function (GO): DNA-binding transcription repressor activity, RNA polymerase II-specific
Source: RefSeq, a predicted model, not a curated record
AGCCCCGGACUGGGACAUGGCUGUAAGAUGGAUACAUCACCAAUCAAAGAGUCACCAAUGGAAAUGAAAGUGGAAGAAGAAUCUGAUCUCAGAGAAUAUGGUCACCACGGAUCUUCUCCUACAAGAGUUCUCAGGAUACAUGAGAGGAUUCAUACUGGAGAAAAGCCCAAUCAGUGUUCAGAUUGUGGAAAGACUUUUACUCGGGCAGAAAGUCUGAAGACACAUCAGAGAACACAUACGGGAGAAAAGCCAUAUCAUUGUUCAGAUUGUGAAAAGACUUUUACCCGGGCAGAUCAUUUGAAGACACAUCAGAGAACACAUACUGGAGUAAAGCCAUAUCAUUGUUCACAUUGUGGAAAGACUUUUACUCAGGCAGGUAAUCUCAAGACCCAUCUGAUGAUCCAUACUGAAGUUAAGCCAUAUCAGUGUUCAGAUUGUGGAAAGAAUUUUACUCAGGCAGCUCAUCUCAAGACACAUCAGAUGAUCCAUACUGGAGAAAAGCCAUAUCAGUGUUCAGAUUGCGGAAAGACUUUUAUUUCAGGAACUGAUCUGAAGAGGCACCAGACAAUCCAUACUGGGGAAAAGUUUCAUCACUGUUCAGAUUGUGGAAAGACUUUUGCUCAUGCAGCUUAUCUUAAAACACAUCUGAUGAUCCAUACUGGAGAAAAGCCAUAUCAGUGUGCUACAUGUGGGAAGGGUUUCAUAACCAAGAGAGGGCUUACUCUCCAUCAGAUGAUCCAUACUGGAGAAAAGCCAUAUCAGUGUUCAGAUUGUGGAAAGACUUUUGCUCACUCAGUUCAUCUUAAGAGACAUCUGAUGAUCCAUACUGGGGAAAAGCCAUAUCAUUGUUGUACAUGUUUGAAACGUUUCAGAACCAGCAAAGAUCGCACUGUCCAUCAGAGAACACAUACGGGAGAAAAGCCAUAUCAUUGUUCAGAUUGUGGAAAGACUUUUACCCGGGCAGAUCAUUUGAAGACACAUCAGAGAACACAUACUGGAAAAAAGCCAUAUCAGUGUUCAGAUUGUGGAAAGACUUUUACUCGGGCAGAUAGUCUGAAGACACAUCAGAUGAUCCAUACUGGAGAAAAGCCAUAUCAGUGUUCAGAUUGUGGAAAGACUUUUACUCGGGCAGAUGAUCUCAAGAAACAUCAGAUGAUCCAUACUGGAGUAAAGCCAUAUCAGUGUUCAGAUUGUGGAAAGACUUUUACUCGGGCAGAUGAUCUCAAGAAACAUCAGAUGAUCCAUACUGGAGUAAAGCCAUAUCAGUGUUCAGAUUGUGGAACGACUUUUACUCGGGCAGAUAGUCUGAAGACACAUCAGAGGAUCCAUACUGGUGAGAAGCCAUAUCAUUGUUCAGAUUGUGGAAAGACUUUUCCUCAGGCACGUACUCUGAAGAGACAUCAGAUGAUCCAUACUGGAGAAAAGCCAUAUCAGUGUUCAUAUUGUGGAAAGAGUUUUACUCGGGCACAUCAUUUGAAGACACAUCUGAUGAUCCAUACUGGAGAAAAGCCAUAUCAGUGUUCAGAUUGUGGAAAGAGUUUUACUAAGGCAAGUAAUCUCAAGAAACAUCAGAUGAUCCAUACUGGAGUAAAGCCAUAUCAGUGUUCAGAUUGUGGAAAGACUUUUACUCGGGCAGAUGAUCUCAAGAAACAUCAGACGAUCCAUACUGGAGUAAAGCCAUAUCAGUGUUCAGAUUGUGGAAAGACUUUUACUCGGGCAGAUGAUCUCAAGAAACAUCAGAUGAUCCAUACUGGAGAAAAGCCAUAUCAGUGUUCAGAUUGUGGAAAGACUUUUGCUCAGACAGGUGAUCUCAAGAAACAUCAGAUGAUCCAUACUGGAUUAAAGCCAUAUCAGUGUUCAGAUUGUGGAAAGACUUUUACUCGGGCAAAUAGUCUGAAGACACAUCAGAUGAUCCAUACUGGGGAGAAGCCAUAUCAUUGUUCAGAUUGUGGAAAGAGUUUUAUUCAGGCAGGUAAUCUCAAGAUGCAUCAAAGAACACAUUCUGGAGUGAAGCCAUAUCAGUGUUCAGAUUGUGGAAAGAGUUUUAAUCAGGCAUGUGAUCUGAAGACACACCAGAGGAUCCAUACUGGUGAGAUGCAAUAUCAUUGUUCAGAUUGUGGAAAGACUUUUCCUCUGGCACGUACUCUGAAGAUACAUCAGAUGAUCCAUACUGGAGAAAAGCCAUAUCAGUGUGCUACAUGUGGAAAGGGUUUCAAAACCAGUGGAGAGCUUACUGUCCAUCAGAGAACACAUUCUAAAGUAAAGCCAUAUGAGUGCUCAGAUUGUGGAAAGACUUUUUCUUAUGUGAGUAAUCUGAAGACACACCAGAGGAUUCAUACCGGACAAAAGCAAUAUCAGUGUUCAGAUUGUGGAAAGACUUUUAUUCAGGCAGGUAAUCUCAAAACACAUCAGAUGAGCCAUACUGGACAAAAGCCAUAUCAGUGUGCAACAUGUGGAAAGGGUUUCAAAACCAGUACAGAACUUACUGUCCAUCAGAGAACACAUACUGGAGAAAAGCCAUAUAUCUGUUCAGAGUGUGGAAAGACUUAUACAUGUUUAUCUAACCUGAAGAUACAUGAGAGGAUUCAUACUGGAGAAAAGCCCAAUCAGUGUUCAGAUUGUGGACAGACUUUUGCUCGGGCAGAUUCUCUGAAGAAACAUAUGAUGAUCCAUACUGAGCAAAAGCCAUAUCGUUGUGCUACAUGUGGGAAGAGUUACAAAACCAGUAAAGAGCUGACUGUCCAUCAAAGAACACAUACUGGAGAAAAGCCAUAUCAGUGUUCAGAUUGUGGAAAGACUUUUACAAAGGCAUGUAAUUUCAAAACACAUCUGAUGAUCCAAACUGGGGAAAAGCCAUAUCAGUGUGCUACAUGUUUGAAAAGUUUCAGAACCAGCAUAGAGCGCACUGUCCAUCAGAGAACACAUACGGGAGAAAAGGCAAAUCAGUGUUCAGAUUGUGGAAAGACUUUUACUCGGGCAGAAAGUCUGAAGACACAUCAGAGAACACAUACGGGAGAAAAGCCAUAUCAUUGUUCAGAUUGUGGAAAGACUUUUACCCGGGCAGAUCAUUUGAGGACACAUCAGAGAACACAUACUGGAGUAAAGCCAUAUCAUUGUUCACAUUGUGGAAAGACCUUUACUCAGGCAGGUAAUCUCAAGACCCAUAUGAUGAUCCAUACUGAAGUUAAGCCAUAUCAGUGUUCAGAUUGUGGAAAUACUUUUACUCAGGCAGCUCAUCUCAAAAGACAUCAGAUGAUCCAUACUGGAGAAAAGCCAUAUCAGUGUUCAGAUUGUGGAAAUACUUUUAUUUCAGGAACUGAUCUGAAGAGGCACCAGAGGAUCCAUACUGGGGAAAAGUUUCAUCACUGUUCAGAUUGUGGAAAGACUUUUGCUCAUGCAGCUUAUCUUAAAACACAUCUGAUGAUCCAUACUGGAGAAAAGCCAUAUCAGUGUGCUACAUGUGGGAAGGGUUUCAUAACCAAGAGAGGGCUUACUCUCCAUCAGAUGAUCCAUACUGGAGAAAAGCCAUAUCAGUGUUCAGAUUGUGGAAAGACUUUUGCUCACUCAGUUCAUCUUAAGAGACAUCUGAUGAUCCAUACUGGGGAAAAGCCAUAUCAUUGUUCUACAUGUUUGAAACGUUUCAGAACCAGCAAAGAUCGCACUGUCCAUCAGAGAACACAUACGGGAGAAAAGCCAUAUCAUUGUUCAGAUUGUGGAAAGACUUUUACCCGGGCAGAUCAUUUGAAGACACAUCAGAGAACACAUACUGGAGUGAAGCCAUAUCAUUGUUCACAUUGUGGAAAGACUUUUACUCAGGCAGGUGAUCUCAAGAAACAUCAGAUGAUCCAUACUGGAGUAAAGCCAUAUCAGUGUUCAGAUUGUGGAAAGACUUUUACUCGGGCAGAUGAUCUCAAGAAACAUCAGAUGAUCCAUACUGGAGUAAAGCCAUAUCAGUGUUCAGAUUGUGGAAAGACUUUUACUCGGGCAGAUGAUCUCAAGAAACAUCAGAUGAUCCAUACUGGAGUAAAGCCAUAUCAGUGUUCAGAUUGUGGAACGACUUUUACUCGGGCAGAUAGUCUGAAGACACAUCAGAUGAUCCAUACUGGGGAGAAGCCAUAUCAUUGUUCAGAUUGUGGAAAGAGUUUUGCUCAGACAGGUUAUCUCAAGAUACAUCAAAGAACACAUUCUGGAGUGAAGCCAUAUCAGUGUUCAGAUUGUGGAAAGAGUUUUAAUCAGGCAUGCGAUCUGAAGACACACCAGAGGAUCCAUACUGGAGAAAAGCCAUAUCAGUGUUCAGAUUGUGGAAAGAGUUUUACUCAGGCACGUACUCUGAAGAGACAUCAGAUGAUCCAUACUGGAGAAAAGCCAUAUCAGUGUUCAGAUUGUGGAAAGAGUUUUACUCGGGCACAUCAUUUGAAGACACAUCUGAUGAUCCAUACUGGAGAAAAGCCAUAUCAGUGUUCAGAUUGUGGAAAGAGUUUUACUAAGGCAAGUAAUCUCAAGAUACAUCAGAUGAUCCAUACUGGAGAAAAGCCAUAUCAUUGUUCAGAUUGUGGAAAGAGUUUUACUAAGGCAAGUAAUCUCAAGAUACAUCAGAUGAUCCAUACUGGAGUAAAGCCAUAUCAUUGUUCAGAUUGUGGAAAGACUUUUGCUCAGACAGAUGAUCUCAAGAAACAUCAGAUGAUCCAUACUGGAGAAAAGCCAUAUCAGUGUUCAGAUUGUGGAAAGACUUUUGCUCAGACAGGUGAUCUCAAGAAACAUCAGAUGAUCCAUACUGGAUUAAAGCCAUAUCAGUGUUCAGAUUGUGGAAAGACUUUUACUCGGGCAAAUAGUCUGAAGACACAUCAGAUGAUCCAUACUGGGGAGAAGCCAUAUCAUUGUUCAGAUUGUGGAAAGAGUUUUAUUCAGGCAGGUAAUCUCAAGAUGCAUCAAAGAACACAUUCUGGAGUGAAGCCAUAUCAGUGUUCAGAUUGUGGAAAGAGUUUUAAUCAGGCAUGUGAUCUGAAGACACACCAGAGGAUCCAUACUGGUGAGAUGCAAUAUCAUUGUUCAGAUUGUGGAAAGACCUUUCCUCUGGCACGUACUCUGAAGAUACAUCAGAUGAUCCAUACUGGAGAAAAGCCAUAUCAGUGUGCUACAUGUGGAAAGGGUUUCAAAACCAGUGGAGAGCUUACUGUCCAUCAGAGAACACAUUCUAAAGUAAAGCCAUAUGAGUGCUCAGAUUGUGGAAAGACUUUUUCUUAUGUGAGUAAUCUGAAGACACACCAGAGGAUUCAUACCGGACAAAAGCAAUAUCAGUGUUCAGAUUGUGGAAAGACUUUUAUUCAGGCAGGUAAUCUCAAAACACAUCAGAUGAGCCAUACUGGACAAAAGCCAUAUCAGUGUGCAACAUGUGGAAAGGGUUUCAAAACCAGUACAGAACUUACUGUCCAUCAGAGAACACAUACUGGAGAAAAGCCAUAUAUCUGUUCAGAGUGUGGAAAGACUUAUAGAUGUUCAUCUAACCUGAAGUCACACCAGAAAACCCAUGCUCGGUAA